CACUGGGAACACCGUGAAGACCUAGCAAAGCCAACUGGUGCGGUAAAGUUUAAUAAUUGUUUGCGAAGCCCGACUUGCGCCCAUCUGAGCACCUUGUGACGAUAUCUAUAAUCCCGUUGCCUUCGAAUUCAUCCCCGCAGGGCCCCCCACGAGGGCAUAGGGUAUCCAUUCUUCCAAUUCUUCCAAUGCCAAACCACCUCAGUAUUCCUUUCAAGAAGACGUAUUCAUGUCCUAUACCUAUUGCCACACGCGAUUACAUUCAAAAUCACACAGAGGAUCACCCGGAUGCGUAUAUUCGCGACAUCAAUCAAUGGAAGUCAUUGCGGGAUAUCGGCACUGGGGGCGUAUUACAUUCUGACCGUAUCAAUUUCGCGUUAAAUUAUCACGCUCAACUUGUAUUCAUUCUAGCCAAAUUACCGUCCGACAUCAAUCUGGAAUUUUCAUACGCACAUGCGUUUGCCUCGAGCCCGUCUUCCCUGCCUGUAACCCUGAGGAGUAUUACAUUUGAGCGGGCUUCAGUCUUGUUCAAUAUAGCAGCACUAUAUUCCCAAUUAGCUGCUUCCGAAGACAGAUCCAGUCAAGAUGGCCUAAAGCGUGCAAGUUCUUAUUAUCAGAAUGCCGCUGGCGUCUUUGCCUUCCUCUCCACGUCAGCGCUGCCGAAACUGGGCCCUUUAGUGGAUUCAGAAAACACGCCUUCCGAUCUGACCGAGAAUAUUGUAAAAAGUCUGGAAUGGCUUAUGCUGGCCCAAGCCCAGGAAUGUGUCUGGCAGCGUGCCGUCACUGAUCAUUACAAGAAUAGCCUGAUUGCGAAACUAGCGGCAAAAGUUUCGUCUCUCUACAACACUUCAUUGCUUUCGAUCCGCCUAGCUUCCGCGGACAGCUGUGAUGCCUUGCCAACUAGUUGGAUUCCUCACCUGGAGACGAAGCAGUAUCAUUUCAAUGCAGCAUCACAAUUUAGGAAAAGUAUCGACGAGCUCGAGGCCUCCAGGUACGGUGACGAGAUACAGCGUCUAAUGAUGGCCGAGGCAGAUGCUAAAAAAGGAUUCAACAUUGCCAAGCGUGCUGGGGUCGCUCAAGCGGUCCUAAACGAUGUCAAGUCAUUGCUUGACGUUGUGCAGAAAAAUCUCACCCGUGCUGAAAGAGACAAUGAUCUGAUAUACCAUCAGAAUGUUCCGGCACCUUCUAGUAUCCCGGUAAUUCAAGAAGUCUCUAUGGUACAGAGCAUCAUUCCGCCUGGGUUGCGGGACCCCAAAACCGCAAUCGGCAACGACAACAUAAUUUUUGGUGAGAUGCUUGGAUGGGGUGCUCGGGAAGCUAUCAAUAUAUAUAAUGACAACAAGGGGAAUCUGCUUCAAGAGAAAAUCGUCGAACCCGCCCAGAAUCUCAACGAUGAAGCUGAUAAGAAACUCCAAUCUCUCAACCUGCCAUCAUCAUUGGAAGCCUUGGAACGCCCUGUCGGGUUACCUCCAAGUCUGCUGAGGAAAGCUGAAGAAAUACGUCUAGAGCAAGGGCCCACGAAGAUCGAUGUCUAUCUCGACGACGUUCAGCGACUAUCUCGACAUGUACUCGGCAUACUCGACGAGGCUAUGGAUAUACUAGACAGUGAGGCGUCCGAGGACGAAGCUGCGCGCAGAGAGACGCUAAUGAACCGCCCUCCAUCUCAUGAAGCAAACCAAGAGCUUGUCAUGAAGCAACAACGGUACCGGACCAUUCUCAUACAGGCAGCCGAAAGCGACGAGCUCGUGCGCAGAAAAUGGGAGGAAUGGGAAGAUCAAAUUAUCGAGCUUACUCGUGAUGAGGAUGAGCUCGAAGCUUUGGUGCCGUCAUCGACAGUCUCUAUGACAGGAAAGGCAGUGUCAACUAGUCAGACUCAAAUCCACGCUCGCACCCUGCGUGGCUUGUUAGAGUCUUUGGAUGAUAUUCGUCGUACUCGAGACGACCUUGUUGUCCGUGCCCAAAGACGAGCGGAAAGCGACGAUAUACGGCUAAAGGUACUAACGGCAGCUGCAAGCUUAGAGCAUGGGAUAGAAAUGAGCGCUGUUAUGUUUGAAGAUGUUUCCGACAAUGAACUCGCUAAGUACGACAAGUUUAUUCAAGGUCUGACCGAAGGGCGGAAAAAACAAGAGGAGAUUCUUUCGUCGAUCAAGUCCACGAAUGACGCGUUCAUACAGUCUAGGAAACAAGACCCUGCUGUCAAGGAUCGAGAGCAGGCACUUCAAUUUCUUGACCUCGCGUAUUCCCAUUAUAGAGAGAUCAUUCGGAAUCUAGACGAAGGGCUGAAGUUUUACAACGAUAUGGCCGGUAUCUUGACUAACUUCAAGGAAGCUUGCAAGAUAUGGAGCAGUGCACGAAGCCGAGAAGCCAGACUCCUCCAUCGAAACAUGGCGUCUCUAUCAAUCCGUGACAACGCUUCAGAUGAAUCUCACGAAGUACCAGUGCCCACGGUGUUACCACUAAGGAAAGGCACUCGGAAACAGACUGCUGGUAUACCGACGCUGUCCUCAGCUGAUUGGGAGGCUCAAGAACUGGCUCCCCCACCAGCAAAACAUACAGAUAAAACCGCAAAACAUCGAUGAUGAACAUUGGGUGUCAGUGGCUGCACAAUUACGUUCGUGGAUGAAUGCGAACGGGAACUGUAUGUAUGUAUCGUCCAUGUAUAUGGAGGGAUAAGCUGAAUAUACUCAUAGUACUGCAUGUUUUAUAUCCAGUGAAUAUUGAUCCUGCUGAUUGCCUCUCGCAC
Messenger RNA from Suillus clintonianus, 2740 nucleotides. Its product is annotated as BRO1-like domain-containing protein. Bases 186 to 2576 code for a protein of 796 amino acids. NCBI's taxonomy places the organism in Eukaryota, Fungi, Basidiomycota, Agaricomycetes, Boletales, Suillaceae. The record is from RefSeq and is a predicted model, not a curated record. The transcript is spliced from 15 exons. Gene Ontology annotation, cellular component: endosome. Gene Ontology annotation, molecular function: protein binding.